AUGAGCGAGGCCGUGGAGAUGUCGCACGAAGAAGGGGGCGAUGCCUGUCUUUUGCUCGAAGCACUGUCCAACGAGUUGCUGCUGCAUGUCUUGGGCUUCCUCGAACUUGCGCCUGAACUCAACCGCGUCUCGAUGGCUUGUCGCACUCUCAACGAGCUCGCCCAUGCCCCGACCCUCUGGCGCUGCGUCCGCUUUCCCCGACUGGCGCCCCUCAUCACCCCGCCCCAACAUCGCAUCGGGUCGAGCAAAGCCGUCGGUGGAGCGGGCGACGAAGACGAGGCGUCGGUCUUGCACAAAGACCAACAAUCGCAGCAGCAGAAGCAGGAAGUGCAAGUGUUUCCCGACCUGUUGCUGCAGCAUGUCGUGGCGCGUCACAGCAAGGACGUGCGCGAGAUCGAUCUGUCGUUGGUGCCCUUCACCCAGUCCACCUGUCGCAUGAACGAAGACCAAGUGGGUGAGCUGCUGCGCGAGGUCUUCGUGCGGUGCACCAGGCUCGAGAGGUAA
This is a messenger RNA of Acanthamoeba castellanii str. Neff, 504 nucleotides long. Its product is annotated as Fbox domain containing protein. Gene Ontology annotation, molecular function: protein binding. The transcript has 2 exons. Bases 1 to 504 code for a protein of 167 amino acids. The record is from RefSeq and is a predicted model, not a curated record. Lineage: Eukaryota; Discosea; Longamoebia; Acanthamoebidae.